This is a messenger RNA of Cicer arietinum (chickpea), 1919 nucleotides long. NCBI's taxonomy places the organism in Eukaryota, Viridiplantae, Streptophyta, Magnoliopsida, Fabales, Fabaceae. The record is from RefSeq and is a predicted model, not a curated record.
AAGGUAUACUCGUACGGAGGUUGACUAGAGUUGGCGUCUUCGCCUAAUAAUAAUACCCUUGUUCCCCUCAGCUCAUCACAAGUUAUUCUAUUUCAACUUCACCAUGGCACAAUCUAAACUAUUUUGCGGUGGAAUUGAGGUUGCAUCUUUUGUCACAAGCUCUCGCAUCCUUUAUAAAUCAUGGAGUACUCUCUCAUCUCAUAAUCAACACGACGCCGUUUCAUAUGAUGGUGUUGGACUUUCUUGGAAACUUGAUCAACAAUCCUGUUCUGAUUUUACUAUUUUAGCCUUCAAGGCUUCAUUAGAUUCUUCUUCUAAUCUUCAAGCUGAUUUGGUUUCUUCUUCAGAUCUUAGGGAAGACAAUUUCCUUGACUUUGACUUUCUUUGUUCUAGGAAAAAUCCUAUUUUCUUUCUUUAUCAAACUGCAGUCACACUCUUUCGUCAAAAUCAUCAUCUACUUGAUAGCGUGAAAUCUCAGAUUAAUAGUUCCUCUCGACGAACUCCGUUGAUCGUUACUGGACAUGGUCUUGGAGGAUCAAUUGCUUGUCUCUUUAUUAUAUCACUAUUACAUAGCAUUGGUUCAGGAAAGAACCGUCCACUCUGCAUCACCUUUGGUUCACCCCUUGUUGGUGACAAGAGAUUGCAACAAGCCAUAUCACAGAGUUCUAUUUGGAAUUCUUGCUUUAUACAUAUUGUGUCACACAAAGACCCACUUCCAAGGCUCUUCAUUUCAAAUCGAACCAGUACCUACACACCUUUUGGAACAUUUAUCAUAUGUUCCGAUGCAACCUCUUUUGAGAACCCGGAUUCUACCUUGGAAAUUCUUGUGGCAUUGGCCUCAGUCCAUGAUAACAAUCAAGGGCUCAAAUCUUUUGAUUAUGGAAAUAUAGUAAAAAAUCUGUAUCUUAGAGCAACAUGCAUAGAUUUUUCCACUCAGGCUGAUAACAUGACUAAUCUUGAUUCACUAGCAACUGGUAUUAGUUUGCAGUUGCAGGCACUUGGGUUGACACCACAUAUGCAGCAGCAACAGGAGAACAUUGAUAUCAAUACUCUUGAAACAGAGUUAAAAGGAUUAGAAGAAAGAUUCAUCCUACAGAAGAGGAUAUUAUUUGAUCCAUCCAAGAAAUUGAAUGACAUGAAGGUACAUAUGGCCCAUCUUGAAUGGUAUAAAAAGGAAGCUAAGAAUCAACAAAUAGGGUACUAUGACAGCUACAAAAACAUGAACUCUCCAUUUGAUCACGAUGUUGUUGAAUUCCAUAAAAAGCUCACCAUUUACUGGGAAAAGAUGGUUGAAGAAGUUGAAAUGAAGCCUCAAAGAGAAGGUUCAGCUUUUCGUACACGUUGGCUAUAUGGUGGUACUACUUACAGGAGAAUGGUUGAACCUCUAGCUAUUGCUCAAUACUACAGAGAUGGUGGUAGAGACUAUGUUAAUAAAAAAAGGUCCAAACACUUUAAAAAGUUGGAGGGUUGGUUGAUGGAAGAAUCUAAAAAUGCCACAAGUGAUGUAAACAAUACGCGGAGAAACAAUGUGGAAGCUAUUUUGACUAUAGAUUCUUGCUUUUGGGCACAUGUUGAAGAGGCUCUCAUUUUAUGCAGAGAGUUGAAGGUUGUCAAAGAGAAAGAAGAGACACUAAAGAAGUUGUUUGAAUAUGAGGAGUAUGUCUAUCAGUUGCUUAAGGAUUAUGCAGUGUCACCAGAUAUUUUUCUUUCGCAAAGCAGUUAUAUUUGUUGGUGGAAUGAGUAUAAAGCGAUUAAGGGAUCUUCAUAUACUUCAACACUCGCAAACUUUAUGAAUGAUUAUACAUAUAUUAAGCAAUAUUUCAAAGGAGCUUAUGAUUUUCCCUGAAGUGUUUCUAUAUAUGUUGAUAUUUACUGUGAGAAACGAAAAUUAUUAAUAAUAAAUAUUAGAUUUAAUUAAU